Molecule: messenger RNA, 12008 nt
Organism: Nomia melanderi (Alkali bee)
Lineage: Eukaryota; Metazoa; Arthropoda; Insecta; Hymenoptera; Halictidae
Product: monocarboxylate transporter 10
Biological process (GO): transmembrane transport
Molecular function (GO): transmembrane transporter activity
Source: RefSeq, a predicted model, not a curated record
GAAAUAAGAGGGAAUCACGUGUGCCGGGCGAGAGAGGCUGGAAAGAGAGGGCUGCUGUGGCUAGGUGGUGGGUAAAGGCGGCCGUGUGCCGAACGGGGUUGAAACGAUAGGGAUGCUGUGGGCAGAGAGCGGUUUCAGUCGCGCGACGGCUCUCGUCCCGGCCAGUCGAUCGAGCUCCCACACAGCCGAGCUUGCUCCGCGUUCGAGCCGCGGCGAUGUUGCCUCCGUCGACGAUCCACCGUCGUCGCCUCGUGAUCCGUUUUCUGUGACCGUGUGUGAUCAAUCAGUGGACCCGAUCAGUGUUCUCGCAACAGAUCCUUUUAAUUCGACCUUUUCUCUAUCCCUUAUCCUUUUUCACUGUUGAUCCCCUAUUUCCCAGGGAGCAAAGGCCGCUAGCAACCACCUGUGCGGGGCCACUCUCCAGGGGAAAUUUUCUGGACACCGAGUCUUCUCCUGAGAAUCCACUGAUCGCUGAUUUCAUGGGAUGGCAACAAGAAUGCAGCCUUUCGGAUUUAGCCAGCAUUCGCACCAGUCUGGGCCGCCUCUGUACCAGUGAUCGAGGGGAAAUCGACUCGCGGGAGUCCCGUUGUUUAUUGUCCUGGGGUUUCUAGGCCGCCCAAGAAGGGCACCUAACUGCAAGGGCGAGGGAAUCGCGUGUCUGCCAGCCCCCGAGCGUCUUAAACACGGCUGUAUUCUUGAACUCUCGACGAUACGUUGACCCUCUUCCGCGCCGAGCGUCGAGUGUCUGCAACACGUUGCUUAAAAGGAUUUCCCUCGGAAGAUCGCUGCCCCUGGUCAUCGGCGAAGCCUGAAAAACCAGAAACAACAGCCGGAUCGCAGGAUGUUCCCCGAACGCGAUCGAUCGAUCCACGAAAGGUCGCCGGGUUCAAGACCGGGUUAAAUAGGAAUCACCGGAACGAUCUGGACCGAUAACCCACCCCUUAUUAAUCACUAGGUGGAGAGGGUCGGAAUAGGGGAUCAGUGAAAUGCACGGUCUGCCGUGAAAAUGCUGAUCGACGAUCGCGGCAGCGGCAUGGGGUGGACCUCGGCCAGCGUCCGCGGGGGUUGGUCCACCCCGGGCGGAUGCAGAAAUUCCGCGAUGAGCUUCGGGGGCAGCGUGCCCUCGCUGCACCCGGCCGGUUCGAUAAGAUCGCUACGAUCCCAGCAUUCUAUGCAGGGCGUGCCGGAGACACCGCGAAGAUGCAUGCACUGCCACCCGGUACACGUGCCGAGCACCCCGAGCAAUUACGUGCCCCACCCUAUGCAGUACUACACGCCGAGCCACUGCCGCGAGCCCCGGAACACCGUCUACACCCCCCAUCGGGGCAGCUCUUAUCACGGCGAUCCUCGGGUGCGUUACCUGGAUUCCGAAGGCAGCAUCGCUGACAACAAUAACUGGAUGCUCGGGAACCUGUCGACUUUCCCGCGAUGCGUGCCGGCAUUUCCUCGAGCCGACAUAGACGAUGUCGGCACGCGGACGCAUUUCUACCCAGACGGCGGCUGGGGGUGGCUAGUCUGCGCAGCCGGGUUCCUCGCCCUGUUGCUCACCACCGGAAUGCAGCUCGCUUUCGGGCUUCUUCAUGUUCACGCUGCGCGACACUUCGGCAAGGAACAUCUCAUGGACCUGGCGUGGGCGGGCGCGUUGAGUGCUGCGGUUUCCCGUGGUUCAGCGCCGCUGGUCGUCUGUGCGUGUCGCCGAGGAAAUACAAGGGUUACGGCGGUGAUUGGCGGUCUCGUGCUGGCAUUGGCCUCGCUCGUCACCUCGUUCACUGUCGAACUGCACCAAGUGCUCCUCAGCUACGGUCUGGUGUUGGGCACUGGUGCCGGCCUCGUAAGGGAGACAGCCGGCGUGGUGCUGGGCCAUUACUUCAGGAAACGACGAGAGUUCGUCGAGAUGGUGGUGCAGGCUGGCGCUGGCGUCGGGAUAGUGCUCUUCAGCGUCUUCUACAGAGAGGCGGUCGGAAAGCUGGGCUGGAAACGGGGUAUGCAGUCCGUGACCGGUGCGCUGUCGCUGGCCUUCUUCCUCGGCUUGAUCUACAAGAGCGCUUCCGUCUAUCAUCCCCAGCGACGCGUCAUGCUGCACAUGAAGAGUCAACGGAGCAAAUUGAAGGAAAGGAGGAAGGUGCCACCCAGGCAGCCGUGGGUUGAUCUCAGCCCACUGAGAAGCCGCCCCGUCAGGAUGUUAAUGUUGGCCGCGGGAGCCGCUGGAUUUGGUCUCUACACUCCUGCCUUUUACAUCGCUGGACAUGGGCACCAGGAUGGUUUGGAGGCGAGCGCUGUGGUGUUACUGCAGACUUGUUUGGGCUUGGCAGCAGCUCUCGGUUGCGCGACUUGGGGAGUCGUUACUGCCAGGCCAUCUGCUCAGUGUCUGGUGUCCAGACAGUAUCUCUGCCAAGCAGCGCUUCUAGGAGUUGCAAUAGCACAGGUGGCGUUGGGUAGUGUGCAGGGUUACCACGGGCUUUUCCUAGUGUCCGGUCUCUACGGUGCUUCCCUCGGUGGCGCCCUUUACUCUCUGAAAAUGCUGGCCCUCGAAAGACUGAGGGCGAGACACUUCGCACGGGCCUGGGCUCUCGUGCAGGCCGCGGAGGCUCUACCUAUUCUUCUCGGAGUUCCUCUAACCGGUUACAUGAACGCGUACAUACCAAGGGUGGGUUACUACGCGUGCACGUUAAGUUCCUUGUGCGGUGCAGCAUUGCUCUUCCUGGUCGGAUCCGGCCAGCAGCCAGCAUCACCGACAGUGCUACCGGACCCGCACAUCUCCACUACAGCUGUCCCGCCACCUCGCACUUGCCCGCCGCCGCCAAGGCCCAGGCUGCCCAAGUCCCAGUCCCUCCACGUGCCACUGGACAUCGACGACAACCUGCGCGAGAGGGACAUCGACAGGAUGCACACUGCCGAACACUACUACCAGCCGCAGUUCUACGGUCCCCUCAGACCCAGCAAAAGCGUUCCUGAGGGUUUAAGCCAUCACGACUCGUACAGGAGCAGACCAAGGCGCCAUCGUGACGUCACCGUGAUCGAGCAGAUUACCACCAGCGUUUAAAAUCUUAUAUACUCGUACUGGAGGAAUCUGUUUUUGAAUUUCGAGCAGGAAGCUCUUUGAUGGAGAUCGAGCUUGAGGCUCAGUUGGAUCUGAGGGUCCUUAGGAAUUUUAGGGGACAUGGAUGAUGGAGGACGAGGUUAGAUUUUGGGCAUUGGGUUUGGGUUUGAUAUAAUGAGGAUUUUGGGAGUUUAUAAUAGAUGGGAAUAGGAUUUGUGGUACAAGAAGUGACUGUUUGGUUAGUGUAUUUUUAUUAAAUUGUGGAAAUAUUAGUAAUUUGGAGUAUUUGAUUAUGUGAUAUUUGAAUUACUUUAUAUUUGAGGUGGAAAUUAGGAUAUGGGAAAUAGGCUUCUAGUUAAUUGUUCUAUCUGAUUACAAUUUUCCUGUGCAAUUAGUAAAAUAUACAUUGUUCAGGAACAAUGUGUUUGUUUAAAUUAGCUUAUGAAAAUUUUUAACGCGAGAACCGAGGUUCGAUUCAAUUGUGUUUUUAAUUAAGCCAGAAUCGGGCGAGACUUUGUUCGGUUCGGUCUCAUUAAAAUCACCGAAAAACAAAAGAAGUUUAUUGCAUUCCGUCAACCUAUAUUUCAUUGUUUUCCACGUUCAUCGAAGUUAUAAACGAGUAACGAUCCGCGGCGGGUUUAAUAUAUGAAAAGGCGCGCGACAUUCACAAUGGGGAACGGCGGAAGUGUUGUCGAGGGCCAAAAGAGUAUCCGCGGGUUUUCAUUAACACUAGCACUUCCAGACUACCCUUUGAAGAUUACUAUUUUAUAAUUAUUAAAAUUGUGCGUUGAGACGCUUCAUUAAAAUCUGAAAUCUAAAAUCAACUUUUGUAUUUUCACGGAUACAGCAAUGGAAGGUACCUCAGAACUCGACAAAUAUAAUUCACUUUAAUUUUAAUUCUUCAAUUUAUCCAAGAAAUAAUUACAUUACAAUUAACAACAUUACCAAUCAAUAAAAUUACCACCCUGUCACUUUAUUUGUUCGGUAGUUCUAGUGUCAAAAAUAGACAUAAACAAACGAAGCAUGCGAAUUCAAUUUAAAAUUCUCAUCGCGAAUCUGACACAAUAUUAUUGGGAAAAAGGUUAAAUCGGAUAAUCGAAGCUUCAUCAUAUUUAUAUUAUUAUAUUUAUAGUAAGUCAGGGAAAGAUGGCCCACUUUUUUUAAAAAAACGUCAUAAUCAUGUUUAUUCAUUUAGAUUACGGAAAUUAGUUUAAAGAUAAACAAUUAAAAUACACAUUUGCGUUAUUGGAAUCAAUCAGAAUUGUCUUAAACAUUAAUUAAAUAAUGUUCAUGAAAUUCAAUGCUUGUCAAAUUGACGCGUUCCGUAAACCUGGUGUUAAUACCUUACAAAAAGGAACCACAUUCAUGAAAAUAAAUACAUAUAAAAAGAACAAUUAAAUAAAAAUCUGUGCAAGGUUCAGUAUACCUCUAAAAAGCGAUUGAAAAUACAGACACUUAACAAUCUAAACAAAACGGGGCCAUCUAUCCUGUAAUUACCUACACGAUUAUCUAUUAUAUUAACGUUAUUCUAUUAUAUUGUGAAGCGUUUAUAGAUCGAUUGCCACGGUUCUUUCGGAGAUCGGUUCUGAUCGUUAUUCCAAAAUUCGCCGCGAUCGGAUCCUCGGCGCGCGCAAUAUCCGUGGACAAUACGGCGGCAGCUAUUAUCGCGAGACACGGCAUUCAGGAUACUCCGCGUGGAUGGCUGACACCGAAAUCGCGCGUCAUCGGAAAUUCGAUUGGACCGGGAUCCCGGGGCAGGCCUGGCCAGGUGACGCGUGUCAACACCAUCGAGCCUCGUAUAAGAUUACCGCUCGGUCAAACCACGGUGAUUGCGUUCGGCCGCCGGUAAAUUUCGCGUUUCGAGGUGGCCUGCUGCUGCUGUUUGCUCGCGAGCCUCGCCGACGAUGAAUAUCUCAGCCGCGAUUGAAAAUUUUAACACUAAAACUACCGAGCAGUUAAAUUGAAAUUCUUCUAUAGAAACUUCAAGAGCGCAUCUAUUGAGACUUUAAUUGAUUUAUAAUUCAAUUAACGUAUUGCUAAAUCAAUUUGUAUAAUUAUUUUCUAGAAGAACACCUAUUGUUUUUAUAAUAGUUGCAAAAUGAAGCAAUCAGGAAUGGAUCAUUUUUGACCCGUCUUGUAAGUUUAGUGUUGAAUUUGAUUUAAAAGUCUGUAGCUUAUUUCUCAUAUCAAUUCUUAUAUUGCGCAAUUAAUCAGUUUUUCGAUUUUUGUCUUUCCUUUUGUUUCUGUUUCCGUUAAAACAAUUUAUCGUUGAUAUUUUAAAUUUAUUUUAUCGUAUUAUUUUGAAUAAAUUCACCAUCCGACGUAUCAGAAACGUAGCUACCUCUUUUGUUUUCCUUUAGAAAGAUAUCUGUCUCGAAGGAGGUUAAACAGGGAUCAAUUUUUUGAAGUUUCUGAAUCGGAUGGGUGUACAAAAUGAAAUUGGACUUUGAGAUUCGGUUGAUUGUUAAUGUUUUGUUUGUCAUGGAAUUCUUGGAAUUUUCGUUGAUGGGUUUAAUAGGAAAUUGGGUUUCGAGAUCGGGUUAAUUGUUAACUGAUUGAGUUUAGUUGGAAUGAAUAUUGAUAAUAGUUAUCUUGAAGAUUGAAAGUGCUUUGUUGUGAUCUUAGAUGUUUCUGUUUUGUAAUUUAACUUUUUUAUGAUUUUCUAAUUCAACUCCAUUACUAUUCUAUGAUUGAGCUUUUUUGUUAUUUUGUGAUUUAAUUUCCUUAUUAUUCUUCUAUAAUAGAUUUAUUGUUUUAUAUAUUUUUCUUCUAUUGUUUUAUAUUUUAACUUUCUUAUUACUUUAUAAUCAAGCAUUUUUACCAUUCACAUUUUUACUAUUUCCCUUUUUUACUAUUUUACUAUAUGUAAUAUAGAGACUUAAUUGGAUAAAACUCGUUAAUUGACUGGAGCCUGAACGAUGCCGGAACAGAUAUCAAACGUAGAUGUGUUAUGUAAGUUAAUAAUAAUACAGUGUUCGGAAGGGGCGAUAUUGUUAAUAAAAGCUGUCGAUGAUAGGCAGAACGACUCGCAUAAAUCAAAACGCAGAAUGGGAUAUACUUUAGGGAAAUGAAUCUCAGACUGUUGAAGUAUCGUUAAGAGGAUUAAUGAACUUCGCCAAUCGAUGGCGGAGGCGAUGGUAUUAGUGUGUACGUAAACGGAAUUUAUAUAGUUUAUCUACAAUUAAAUUAUCAGAGUAAGUUAGGGAAAUACUUAUCCGUGUUAAUAGUUUCUUAGGUACAAUAUUACUGCGAGGGAAAUAUCGAUCUAUUCUCCAUGAACUGUUACAAUUAAUUCUCUACUAAUCAAUUUAUCCAAUCAGCUCCAUUACAUCAAUAUAAACUGAAACCUUUUAACUUCAAUCUUUCCAGAUUCCCUGUAUGUUCACCUUCUUUAAACUAUCAACCAAAAUUUUCAUUUUAUUUUCUUCGAUACAAGAUUAAUUAUUCUUUUGUAUUAUUUCAUUCUUAAUAAAUUACAGAUUUUAUACUUCGAUAAUUGGAAAGUAAUAAUAUAGUAAGACACUUUGUUUAAAACUUCCCUUUAGCGAAAAUAUGGAUGUUUCACUUUACAAAUCAUCAGUCUUACGAAAUCAACCUAUAACGAUGAAAAUUGACAGAAAUCUUUAUGGUUCAAUUGUGAAUCGUAGGUCAUGGAUCGAUACUUCCCUCCCGUGCGUGUUCACGAAAUAAAGUAACACCUUAGGACACUAAUGAGAACGCGAAAGAAAAGUGAAGGUAUAGAUCGACGGCGUGGGAAAAGUUAAGUUUCUAGAGUGAGAAUGAUAUAUCGAAACAAAAAAGAAAAAUGAAAAAAUGAACGGAGCUGGUCUCCGGAGAUUGCCAACACGAGUCGCUAGUCGAAAGUUCGUUUACGUCUAAGGUGCAGUAGAGAACCUCGAAAGUAAGUACAACUUAGGAACAAUUACGCAUAUUAUACCGGGAAGAGAAUCAAAGAGUGCGAGCGAACAAAAGAAAUGGAGAUCAAACAUUGACACUAGAACUACCACACAGGUGAAAAUGACCAAUUCCUGGUUUCUUCUUCUUGCAAUUAUUGGAAAGGUAAAACAAAUCAUUCUCUGAGAAAUUACUAAAGAAACUGAUUUAGCAGAACGGAAACUGAAUUAUAAAUCAAUAGAAAUCUCAAUAAAUGUUUGAAAUUUCUAUGGAAAAAUGUUCAGAGGUCAAUUUGACUGCUAGAUAGUUCUAGUGUUAAGUGACCGAGCACACACGGUCGAAACGAUCUUAUCUAGUCGACGAAUUUUUUCUGUAUCUCGUAUGUAUUUAUAUCUGGAAGCUCAAUUGUUGUCCCUGCUAGAGGGACAAUCGUCGUUUCGAAUUCCAAAAAAGAAAAACAGAAAAAAAUGAGGUAUAGACUCCAGAAGCUUCGGAGAAAAAUUGUACACCCUGCAGCAACAAGUAUUCUACCCUUAGCUGAUUAAAGGUUCACCAGGAUUCUGAUAGUACUUGCAAUUCGAAUUAUCGUCUAAGGAUCGACUGGACACUUGGGUCGGUAUUAACCUUUGAUUGGUGUUGAGCAUUUAUUAUUAAUUAUAAGGUUACAAUUAAUGAUAAUUAAUUCGUUAGUUUUGGCAAUUGGUUUAAUUACACUUAUGCGAUUAAGUGUAGUUAAUUGUAGUAAUUAUUAUUUCUUGAUAUAAUAACUUUGUUCAUUGAAACAAGGGAAUAGAAAAAUAUUCCAUGGACACUGGAUCCACCAUCUUGAUUUUCACGAUAACAUGAAUUGUCUAUUUUCCCGAACUUCUUUUCAUUUCUGGAUCCGCCAUCUUGAUUUCCACGUUAACCUGAAUUUUCAAAGUGGCACGUCUUCUGUACAAUUGUUUUCCAACUAAAUCGACCAUUUUGAUUUUCACGAUUUUUUCACUGCAAAAUAUUGAAAAAUCGAACGAACUCUCAAAAAAAAGAACAAGAUCUUCUCACGAACACACAGCACCAAUUAAACGUUACACUCUAUUCCUAUUAGCAAGUAAAAAGAGAGAAAGCAUCAACCGAAGACUUUGAUACGGUAACACACUCAUCAAAACGGUAAAUGAUUAGUACCUGAAUAUUAAAUGUUCUAGGUUUACACGACUAUUAACCGCGCGAGGAUCAUUUGAUUGUCACCGAAGAUCGUUUUUACAUGAUAGAUUUUAUUGCGAACCGCUGCGUCGCGGCGUACGAAGCCUCCCGAUCGAUUCUCGAAGAAAAGGAUUCCUGUUAAGGACGAAAGGAUCUAGCGAGACUGUGAACUUAUGAAACUUUGCGAACAAGAUCCGCUUUUUUAGUCGUUUCUACAGACACCUCUGCUAUUCACUGUCGCUCAACCUUUCAACUGUGUAUUCGCCAAACGUGAUCGAAAUUCGAGACGAAUUGAAUUAACACUGAAACUACCGCACCCGUCAAGAUGGCGGGUUUCAAUUUUCUUAUUUCGCAGGUAUUGAUAUCUCGAAAGUGAUAAACAUUUGCAAUGAUUUGUAAAAUAAAUAAUUUCACUUCAAUACUAUAAUGAAUAUAUGAAGAUAUCGGAAGAAAUCUAUUGUUACAAUUUUUAUAAGGAUUACGUAUUGAUGAAUGAAAUGCUCGGUAGUUUUAGUGUUAAUGUAGCGAAUGCUGUACAAUGGGUCGUAUGCAUGAACAAUAAAUUACAAGUUUUCACUAAGUAUUUUGGAAGUAAACACUUGGUUCUAUGUGCAUAAGGAAUGAAGUAUUUAUUGGAAACAAGUAUUUGUUGAACUUGUUUGAUAAAUGAAAAUAAAAUUUAAGUUUGUGUACAUAACAUUUGGUAUUAACCUCUCAGGCACGGCUGAAUUUUGCGCGAGGCUGUUUCUCUGUACGGCAGAGUUCAACACGAAUUACGUGUAAACGAUACAGCACUACCAUGUGUGCUGUUCUCCACGCGAGUACAUUGGAAUAAAGUUUUUGAUGAUUAAAUUAUAAUUUUUCUUAAAGAUAUGAUACACAUAAUUUAACUUUAACAAUUAACUUUAAUAAUUAAUAAUACAAUUGGGUAUGUAACAUAUAAACCUACAUCACAAUCUUCACACUCGUAGCGCGAUCUUCGUCUUAUAUCGUUCUUUGAACAUACGAUACAAUUUCGUAACGUUGCUUUAGAUGUUUCGGACUUACAAUACGACGGAAAAUGUUUUUCGGAUAGUCUGAAUGAUAGUCUAUAGUGGCGCGUCGUACCUAAGAGGUUAACUAGACACAUCAAGUAAAUAGUACUGUAAUUUGAAAUAUACCACUCGUCUGUCGUAAUUUUUAUAAAUAUUUACGAAUAUUUUUGAAUAUUUUUAUUUAUGAAUAUUAUAUUUAUGAAUAUUUUUAUGAAUAUCUAGUACUACAGUAAAAUUAAAUAAAUCUAUCAUUUGGUAUUACUCAUGCUCAAUACUUCAUUAGAAUUAGUUAAAUUGAAUUAAUUAUUAGAUAAUAUUUAUAUUUAGAUAAUAUAAUAUUAAUUAUUAGAUAAUUAAUUAUUUUCCAAUGAUUAACUUUCGUUUUUAUCGGAACUUUAUUUUAACGUUGUAUGCUACAACAAAUUCUCUGUUUAAUGUCAUCAUGCUAAUAUCGUGAUGUUAACAAUCCUCCACAUUGUGUGCAAUUAAAUAAUAUCCACAUACGACCCAAUGAUACACUUCCAUAUUGCACGGUUUGUACCGGACAUUACAAUUCCAUGAAACAGAAAAAUCCCCUAUCGUAUGAGCACGAAAACGAAGUACUAUCGACAAACGAAACUGAAUUUCAACGACGUUCCCAGUUAAGAGGUUAAAUCAAUGCUACAUUGUUCGAACUUACCCGGACAUCGUCCUGUUAAUUGCUUCGUAAUGAUUCGCAUUAAGAAUGCAUGGAAACAGUCCGAAGUUGAAACUUCCAGAACCUCCUUUGAAAUGUACAACCCUUGGACAGCGAAUUUUAUGCAUUUAUGUAAAUAGUGCAUAGAAUAUGCAUCAGAGAAAUGGGCACAGGAAUUUCAGAAUUUUAUCAAAAUUCUUAAGAUACGAAGUCAAUUUAUGCAAAGUACCGACUCUAAACUCCAAUUUCUUUCGAUUCCUACAAGUUAUCUCUCUAUUUAAUUACUAUAUAUACACAUAAUUAUAUAAUUAUUCAAUAUUUAUUUAAGACACUUUAAGAAAUGUUUAUUUUGUAUAAAAAUUCGCUGUCUAAACUCACGUUUCGACAAAUUCCCUUUUAUAUCCCAUUCUCGAUGUAGAUCUGAUUUCUAAGAUGAAUGUUCGGAGGAUUCAUUUGCUCGCUCGUGAAACCAAAAUGGCGGCGAGGGGCGCUCUUUGAACGAUGAAUGUCCGGUAACUUUAUUUCUACGCGCCUUGGAGCUAUUGAACUAUUGGAAGCCAUUGAAACUAGAAAAGCACAAGAAUUCAAAGUUACAGGAUGUUCGUUUACCUCGCAGCCGUUUAAAACACUUCGAAAGUUACUCGAAGCACUUCUGUAAUCGUUUAAUCGUGUAAAUCGUAGAUUCCCAGAAGCGGAAGUUCCGCUCGACGGAAACGGAGGCGAACGAACGCGAUUCGUUUCGAAUUCUUCAUUCCUCUCUGUGGUGAAUUGUUUGUAUACUGCCAAUUUUUAUAGGACACCGCAUAUAAUAAUGUUUCAAACACAAACACACAUACACAUACAGACACAGAAACGAAUAUACAUACACCAAGAGUCACAUAUUUCAGUGUAAACCCGAGUGUGCGAACAGGCGACCCAAGAACCAACAAUGCUUGCUCGUUAACGGGGUUAGUCCUUCACACUUUGAUAAUUGUUCUUUGGGAGUUUCCGUCAGAAGCAGCAGGAAGGUAAUGGAAAAUCGUGGUGUUUCAUAUUCUUAUAUGAAAAGCGUGUAUUAUUUGUGAGUCGAAAGGUUAAAUACCAUUGUUUUACUUUGCAAUUCGAAUUUUAAUAUUGUCGAAUUCUAAUAUUAAAAAAAUGAAUCGAAUUAAAUAGGAACUAUGCAUCGAUUUCGAAGAGAAAUAUUAAUCCAUCUUUCAAAUUUAGACUUAAAAACCAUCUUUAAAUCUCAAUUAAAAAAUUCAAUGUCUAAUCAAAUUGAAAUUUGAAAUUUGAAGUUUGAAAUUUUAACCGUAAUUUUUUUUUUUAAUAAUUCCGUGAUUACUAGCAAUGGUGCCAAUAAAAGGGUUUCCAAAGCAAGGAGAUCGCAAAAAAAUCGAGGUUUCUACAAAAACGGCAUCCACCGAACACAACGCUCGAAUGCAUUCUCAUCGAAAAACACUGAACUCUCAAUUUCCAUGUAAACUGCGAAUCCCCGCACAAAUUCAAUAAUUUCCAGAGCAAAAUUAAAAGAGAAGUCCCCUCGGAAACUUCAACAAACGACACAUAAAAUAUUAAAACCGUUCGAUCCUUCCUUCGUUUCGCAUUACAGAAUUUCCAUUGGAACCGCCUAAGACUUGAUGAAUCACGAUCUAUUUGAUUAUCAAUGAACAAAAGAUGUAUGCUUAAAAAGAUGUGAACGACGGGCGAAGGUAAAGCGACAUUUUGAAAACACGGCGAGCGAAGAUUGAAACUUCCGGCGGAAGCGUCGCUGAGCCAAGACUGUUGACUUCGAACUGUUCUAUAGAAUCGUAUUAAACUUUUCGUAGGAGAAACGGAGGCUGAGCUUUACAGGACGUAUUUGCACAAUCACAAAUAGACUUCGAAACGGAAAGUCAUUUCAACAUCGACACUCCCUCUCCCCUCUCCCCUCUCCCCAUCCCACAACCUGCUCCCGAGAAUCUCUGUUAGAUGUAUUUCGAGAAAUCUCUGAUAUGUAUACAAUUAUAUAUAUAUUAUAUAUAUACAUGUAUAUAUAACGAUAUAUACAUACCGAUUCGUGAACAAAGCUUCUUGUAAACAUUUACGAUCAUUUUCUUCGCCUUGUAAAUACGUAUACAAGGUAACUCCCCCCCUCAUCCCCGAUUUAUGAAACGUUGAGCAUUUUGUAAAGUUUUAUAAAUAGUUCUAUGUAGUUGAACAG